Molecule: messenger RNA, 966 nt
Organism: Helicoverpa zea (corn earworm)
Lineage: Eukaryota; Metazoa; Arthropoda; Insecta; Lepidoptera; Noctuidae
Exons: 9
Coding region: 110-877 (255 amino acids)
Source: RefSeq, a predicted model, not a curated record
CUAUAGACAAGGCGAUCUUAUUAGCAGUUUGGUGAAGUACGUGAAAGAAAGAUCGUGUGGGCGUUUCAACAAAUAAUUGACAACUACAUAAUAGUACCUAGGCCAUAAAAUGCACAAACUAUACAUACUACUGUCAGUUUUUGGCUUAGUCGCUGCGAAUCCAGUGGAUAUCGCGAAAAUCAAUGAAAACCUGUUGAGUCAAGAUGCGGUGGCAAGAAAUAGUGCGCUAGAGAACUUGGUGUUAAACUUACUAGAGGACCUUAGGAAGACUAUGGUGACAGGCUCUGAUGAUAUACCAGUACUAGAUCCCCUGGAGGUGGACCAUUUGCAUCUAGAUGAAGAAACCUUGCCAGCACCCAGUGGCCACGUGACCAUCAAAGAUCUGGUGGUGUCCAGGCUGAGCACCUUCGUGGUGGACACCUUGAACAUCAACACUGCAUCCAUCUUCCCGCUGAGGUAUCGCCUCACCUUCGACAUCCACAUACCUGUGCUGGAAGUCCUUGCUGAUAACUACGAUCUACAAAUCUCAGCAGCGGGUGUUAACAUUUUUGGAAAUGGAGACGCCAAGAUCAAUUUAAUCGAGCCAAGAGUGAAAGGCGAGCUGGUGAUGGGCCCCAGGAUAUCCAUCGGAUCUGGUAUAUACUACAGCAUCACUAGCAGCGAUGUUCAGUUGUCUCUGAAAGGUUUUCAGCCUCAAAUCAAUGGACUACUGAACGACGAAGCGAUGUCAGCUUUCAUUAACAUAUUUUUGAGUCAUUUUGUACCUGAAGCUCUCAUAUUAUAUGAGGCGGACAUCAACAAAUUCUUGAGUGAAACAGUUCAAGAAGUUGGUAACGAGUUACUUUCUGAUUUCAACCUGGCUGGCAUUCUUGGAUAACCACAAUAUUACUUCGAAAGAAAAAAAUACACAUGAAACAAUUAAAUUUUCAAUGUCAUAAAUAUUUUCAAUAAAUACUUCAUCUUUUA